AUGGAUGUUAAAGGGGCGCCCCUUCCCCGGCCUCGUUCGUGUGGCCAAGAAGUCCUGGAGCCCAGCGCUGACCUGGACGUGACCAGCACACUCCUGCCCAUGGACGACCAAGUGACCGGGUCCCCCGAGGCCUGUCUCCUGGGUGACGUGGAAGCUCAGCCCAUUAGACGGGUGGCGCUUCGGACCCGCCCGCUCAGCGACGCAGACCGCGAGGAAGGGGCCUCCGUCAUCGCCCACAAGGCGGGGACCGGGUGCUACUCAGGGCGCUGUGGCCGGCGGGGCUCUUCACCCAGCCCUCAGCGCCCCGGCCGGCUGUUCAGGGGCAUCCGGGCUGCCGUCCAGGCGGGGCCCGAGGGAUUCGGCGUUGGUUGGGCGCCGACGGUGGUGCUCAUGGACCCCGGGGAGGACCCUGAGGACACACUGCACACACACCGGUCCCGGGAGAAGACCUUCAUCUUCGACAUCGUGUUCGACCAGCACACCUCCCAGGAAGACGUGUACCUUGCCACCCCAGCACUAGUGGAAGGCGUCAUUUCUGGAUACAACGCGGCGGUGUUUGCCCACGGCCCCUCAGGUGCUAGCAAGACCCACACGAUGCCCAUGGAUGCGGGGCCCGGCAGCUACCUGCAGAUGCUCACUGACCUCUUCCAGGCCAUCGAGGAGACCCAUGAGAGCACGGACUGCAGCGCGCCCAUGUCUUACCUUGAGAUUUAUAACGAAGUGAUCUGGGACCUCCUGAACCCGUCCUCAGGGUUUCUGGACCUGCGGAAAGAUUCUAGGGGCAGCAUCCAGACUGCAGGCAUCACGGAGGUCUCCACCUCAAACACCCAGGAGACCCAGAACCGAGGCAAGAGGAUGAAGGAGGGCGUCCCCAUCAACCGCUCCCUGCUGGCGCUGGGCACCUGCGUCAACGCACCCAGCGAGAAGGGCGGCAGCCAGGCGCAGCAUGUCAAGCGCAACCUGCUGAACGUGUCCUACCACAUCGCGCAGUACGGGGAUGUCAUCUCCGACCUGGGCAGGCAGAUGAAGCACCCCGAGGCCAAGGUGGAGAAGCAGGGGAAGGAGAAGUGA
Globicephala melas (long-finned pilot whale) is the source of this 1071-nucleotide messenger RNA. Lineage: Eukaryota; Metazoa; Chordata; Mammalia; Artiodactyla; Delphinidae. The record is from RefSeq and is a predicted model, not a curated record.